Linum trigynum is the source of this 5268-nucleotide messenger RNA. The record is from the annotation of a GenBank genome assembly. Lineage: Eukaryota; Viridiplantae; Streptophyta; Magnoliopsida; Malpighiales; Linaceae.
UUUUCCUCCCCUUAGGCCUGCACUCAAGGACAUUAAGCCCGUUGUCCAUUUUUUAUUAUUGUAAAAUCGCGCGCGGAAGCCAGACUCGACGGCGCGUCUCCGAUCGAACACAUUUGCCGGGCGGAACUCCGUCGGUCUCUCAGGACUCCGCCGUCAACCGGUAGCGUUCAUUCCUACCAAGCUUCCUGGUGGUGUAUUGAAGGCUCGAUUAUGGAAGACAUCAAUGAGGAUUUUCUAUAAAAUCCGUCGCCACCGAGCUACGUUAUGGCUUAGCAUUUACACAGGUACAGUCUCUAGUCUAUUUCUACGUGAAUCAGUGCCCUGUUUCGUUGCUUGAAGAAAGCUGGAAAGCCGUUUCUUUCAAUUUUAGUUGUUCGCUUAUCUGACAAUGUGAACGUAGGAACCUGACAUUGGGGGUCUUUAGAGAUCCUUUCCGGGUCAUGUUUUCCCAAACUGCAUGGUAGGUGUUCGCGAAAAUGUCUAAAUGAAAUUGGAGUUUCGAGAAUUCGGACUUCAGUUGCUUUCGGGGAAAGGUUUCUUUAUACGUGAACGGUAAGGAUUUUUGUUUAAUAUAAUAAUAAUACCUUGUGAUUCAUGGGUCAUGGGUCGUGAAUCGUGAUCCUCCAGACCUAAUUGCGAACUGUUAAUCAACUAUUGUAUCUUUGCUUCCUCUGUCAAUGGGGAAUUGGGAUCCUUCUAGUUGGAUGUAAUUAGCUACAUCAGCCACGUCUUAUAAAUAUUUUAUCGUUUGAUGAUUGUUUGGUGUCCAACGUGUAGAAUAAGACAGAUGAACCUGGUGAAAAACUGAAAAUUAUCCCAAUUAAUCACAGAUUCGUAUCCAUGAUUUGGUGAAUGUUUCCAUGUCGUCCUAACAGCUCAGUCUCACUAUUCACUGCAUUUCUUCUCACCAUGCAAUGCUCUCUGACAUAGUAUGGUUAACUGUUCCUUUAAUUACCCAGGUGGAUCUUCGGUUUAGUAUCAGCAGGUAUUACUCGCAUGCUUGAGACACCACUCUGGUUUUUACUCAUUUUUAUGUUCUCAAUUUUACAUCCCUCCCCGUCAUCCCAUUGACCCAAAGGUAAACUGCAGCUGUUAACUGAGCUCACCACCUAAGCGUUGCUGUGACCAUAUUUAAUUGGGGUGCUUCCCUCGUGUUUCUCUACAUGUUGACUUUUGCACCUUUUCUUUCCUUUUAUACAAUCUGGUUCACUUGACAAGAAAAUUGACACUAAGGUAAGGUGGGUGCUUCUCUCUUUGUUUGUACAAAUUGAUACUUGCACUGUUUAAACUAUGACAUCCAUUUGGUUCAGUUGACAAGAAAACUUAAUCUAUUUGGAGUGCUUAUCUCAUUGUUUAUCUGCUAUAAAUUGAUUCUUGCAUCAUCCAUUUGAUGGGCAUCUACUUGACCUACUGUUCUACACCGAAUUGCCACUGAACAGAUAAACCAUGUCCUCUGUAUUUACUAGGUUUUGCAAAACCUUGAUCACUAAGUUUAUCGAAGAGGAUUUCCAUGGGGCUGUGGCUAAGAUGACAGUGCUUGAUGCUUUCCUUUUCUGUAUUGUACAUUCCAUUGACAAGAAGCGUCUAUGGCACAGGCUGCCUGUGAUUUUGGGUCUCGGUUACCUGGGAAUACGUAGACACCUUCAUAACGUCUAUAGUUUGCUCAAUGUUGGUCACCAGAUCGGUGAAGGCUUCAACCCGGCUGACUAUCCGUACAGGACAGCAGAUGGAAGGUAUAAUGAUCCCUCCAAUGAGUUUGCCGGCAGUGAAAACUCUUUCUUUGGCAGGAAUGUAAUGCCUCUUGAUCAGAAAGAUAAGUUGAUAACACCACAUCCUGCUGUGGUGGCUGCAAAACUACUGGCAAGGAGAGAGUACAAGGAUACAGGAAAGCAGUUCAACAUGGUUGCAGCUUCUUGGAUUCAGUUCAUGAUCCACGACUGGAUUGAUCAUUUGGAGGAUACCAAGCAGACAGAGCUGAUAGCACCAAAAGAGAUCGCUAGCCAAUGCCCUCUGAGUUCUUUCAAGUUCUACAUUACCAAGGAAGUCCCAACUGGUUCCCCAGACAUCAACACUGGUACCCUGAACUCACGUACAUCUUGGUGGGAUGGAAGUGCUAUCUAUGGACAAAAUGCAACAAGGUUGCAGAAAGUGAGAGAGUUGAAAGAUGGGAAGCUGAAGAUAGCUGAAAAUGGUCUUCUACCCCAUGAUGAAGAUGGGGUGGCUUUAUCAGGAGACGUUCGUAGUGCCUGGAUUGGCACGUCUACCCUGCACGCUCUCUUCGUCAGAGAGCACAAUGCUGUCUGCGACAUGAUCAAGGAAGAAUAUCCAGAGAUGGUAGAUGAGGAACUAUACAGGCGGGCAAGAUUGGUGACAGCUGCUGUGAUUGCCAAGGUUCACACCAUUGAUUGGACUGUCGAGCUCCUGAAAACUGAUACAUUACUCGCUGCAAUGCGAACAAACUGGUACGGAUUCCUGGGGAAAUGGUUCAAGGACACAUUUGGCCACAUCGGAGAUGCUCAACUGGGAGGUCUUGUUGGUUUGAAGAAGCCAGAAAAUCAUGGAGUUCCAUAUUCCUUAACAGAGGAUUUCGUCAGUGUAUACCGACUGCACUCACUUUUACCUGACGAAUUCCUUGUUAGGGACAUUUCAACUGAACCAGCUCCCAACGAAUCUCCACCUGUAGCCAAAAAGCUUCCGCUUCCAGAGUUGAUAGGGGCAAAUGGAGAGAAGGUUUUAUCAGAAAUAGGGUUCACUAGGCAAAUGGUCUCCAUGGGCCAUCAAGCCUGUGGGGCUCUUGAGCUAUGGAACUACCCCAAUUGGCUUAGGAACAUGAUACCCGAGGAUCCCAAUGGCAGAGACAGGCCUGAUCAUGUGGACCUGCCAGCCCUUGAAGUAUAUAGAGACAGGGAGAGGAAAGUUCCGAGGUACAAUGAGUUCCGCAGACGCCUGUUGAUGAUACCUAUAUCGGAAUGGGAAGACCUAACGGACGACAAGGAAGCCAUUCGGGUGCUCAUUGAGGUUUAUGGUGAUCGAAUUGAGGAACUAGAUCUUCUAGUCGGCCUCAUGGCAGAGAAAAAAAUCAAAGGAUUUGCCAUAAGUGAGACUGCAUUCUUCAUAUUCAUUCUCAUGGCUUCGAGGAGGCUGGAGGCCGACAGGUUCUUCACGAGCUACUUCAACGAGGAAACGUACACAAAGAAAGGGCUCGCAUGGGUGAACACAACGGAGUCUCUUCGAGAUGUGAUCAAUCGCCAUUGUCCUGGAAUGACCAAGAAAUGGAUGAACUCUACUAGUGCAUUUACUGUCUGGGAUGCGCCUCCACAGCCCCAAAGCUGGAUUCCUCUCUAUCUCCGGAUUCCAGGAUUUAUGUGACAUCUCUAGCUGUUAUUACUGGUUUCCUGUUGUUUCAUAAAUAAAAGCUAGCAGAAAUGUUGUGUGCGAUACGAUGUUUGAAAUUCUUUGAUUGGGGUAAUUUGGACCAGCAGGAACAAUGUUAUACUGGUAGACUGCUGGUGUUUCACUUGUCCCUGUACUUGUUGUAAUUUUGUAGAUGAGAUGAUUGGGGAAAAACAGAGAAUGUGAGAUAAAUAAUAAGAAUCUCUGAGCUAUUAUAAUCAAACAUAUAUAACGUGGAUCAACACUUGAAAAUUCUUUUAAGGUUUCUUCCAGGACUUUAAGAUAUGUGGAGAGUGUCUAUAAUUUGUAAUAUAUCGUAUUAAUAGCUUCCAUAGCUUUAUCGUUGGCAGAUGAAUGGAUAAAAUGUUCUAAUAGAAUAUGAAUCGUGCCUCACGUUUAUCCUAAAGAUAAAAAUACAGCUAAUGACUCAACCAUUUUUUAAGGGAUAAAAAUACACUCAACCAUGUGCUCUAUUUAUGUGAUUCAUACAAUAUUGCACCUACUUUCCUGAGACGAGUAAACUUUCCUCAUAACACCUUAUAUCAGGGCACCUUUGAAAUGAUGUUUUUGAUUCUUCAAUUUUUAUUUGUUUGUUUGUUGAAAAGUUCUUCAUAAUUCUUUUGAUGGUUGGUGCUCUCAUUAAUAAUUAUUGGUAGUACUACCUAACUCUAUCCUCACUUAUUGUACCAAAGACAACGAUCAGUUGCGUGAUCGAUUCAUACAAGGUACAACGUAAAUAUGUAAAUAAGUAUAACACUUUUAAGAAUGAUUAUUGUGUGAUGUACAAGAAAGGAGCAAGUGCAUAAACUAAAGUUGUGCAUGCCAUGUUGCAUAACUGUGAUAUCUCAUUUCUUCUAACAUGCAGUUUUAACUUUUUUUUUACCCAAGUUACGCACCCCAACUCCAUGUUGCAUGACCGCCAUGUCCAUUUUGAUAUCCAAUUUAUGACCAUUGCAAGACUGUUUUACUAUGGUCGUAAGAUAGUGGAACAAUUGUCAUAAAAUAUAGGAUUAAGAUGGCUGUCUAAGAUAUAGUGUUAUAAUGGUUCAUGGUCGUAAGACAUUGUUACAACUAUGCUAAGAUGGAGAUUAUAACAGUCAUAAGAUAGAAAUCAUUGUUACAACUAUCUUUUUAUCCCUCAUUCGUUCUUUAAUUUGAUGGUUGUCACUCUCAUUAGAAAUCAUUAUAAGCCUGGGGAGAAUUGAUUCAUACUUAUGAAAGAUUAUUCACAACAAAUCAUUCUAGGCAAUGGAGAGCAUAACGUGAUCCAUUAAAUCUACUAGAAACACUAAAAAUUGUGAAUUAAUUUAUAAUCAUUUAACCACAUUAUUCAUGCAUGAGACAUUUCUAUGUAGUAUGGCAGAAAAGAUAUUCAACAUGUCAUUUUAAGGGAUGAUGCGUAUGUACGAGAGGAUUUGAAUAUCAACUUAACUGUUGAGAACUUGCAUACGAAAAAAUCGGAUGAAAGAUUACAAUUAUAGGUUGCAUGUUUAACUCGCAACAAAGGGCAAAUGAUUCACAACGUAGUUUAUAUAGCUAAGUAACGCUAAUAACAAAGAGCCUAACAAGGUAACUAAUUAACUAACGAUAAGAAUAAUAUGCUUGUUGUAUAGAACACUCAUCAAACUGAUUGAUACCUAAUGUUGUUGGCUUUGUUCGUUGGCAAGACCUGUCGGCUGCCGUAAAUCAGUUGUGAUGCUUGACGUCAUUUUUUAGACAGCUGCAGCUGAAUCAUCCUCGUUAACUCAGGAACAUGGGUUGCGUCCGAUGCUAAAAAUUCGUACAAAAUUAGGAUGCAUGCAAGUGUUUAUAACAAAACCUAAACUCGUGUUUGCUCUAUCAUGACAAUGGACCUAAUUAAUACUAUCACAUACU